AUGAUCGACCACCAACAGGCGCCAACAAGUGGCAUACAAGCCUCCUGUGCCUCUCAAAAGCCGUAUAUUCUUGGAGCUGUCCACCUGAACAUUGAAGAGCGCUGGCUCGAGAUCGUGUUCCCUUUCUCACUUUUGCCCACCAUGCCUAUGCUUACAACCACCAUCGAGGAUACCUCGCCCAUUAUCGUCUAUUCUGGCCAAGGGGGAUCCGAUUGGAGAGCUGGAACGUCAAGAGAUGACCCAUCACUCGACUUGUACUCGCGAGGAAGUUACAUGGUGACAAAUGUUCUGCAUGCAACCGUCUCGUUCUCGUUCUACGGCACAGGCGUACAGCUGCUCGGUGCCAAACGACAAAACCAUUCAUUCUACCAGAUCAGCAUCGACACCAUUACGUACCCCCAGGUCAAUGGGCUGGAUGAGAAGGGCACCUUCCAAACACCGCUGUUCAACACUGUAGCGCUGGCUAACGGCAACCAUAACGUGACGAUGCAGAAUCUGGGGACGGAGCUUCUGGAUAUUGAUUUCAUUACAUGGCAGACGCCUGUAGGCGGCGACAACGCAAACGAGGCUCUAAUCUCAUCGACGUACCAAGACUCAGAUUCAUCGUUUGACUACAACCCGGUGGCAGCAUGGAACGCGGGUCCUCUCAACAUUGGUACUUUCUCGGGGGGUUCAGGACAUGUCACUUCAACCGCUGGUGCCUCCGUUGAAUUCACCUUCAAACUUGAUAGUAGUGCUCCUGCCAAUUUUUCCACGAACAAACCAUCGGCUCGCCCACAGACAUUGCUAUACUACGCCGCCAAUUUGGGCAGGGGCGAACACUCCCUAGUGGUGAGAUCUGAAGCGUGGAACAACUCCGCGCAGACGCUUGGUAUCGACUUCGCCGAGGUGUUUACGACAGCUGCUUUGGAUGGAGGGUCAUCUGGGCUAUCCACGGGUGCCAUCGUGGGCAUCACCAUUGGAACUAUCUUCGGUCUGCUUCUGCUUCUUAUCCUUGGGAUCCUAUGUCUUCGCAAGACAAGAUUUGGCACCACCUACAUUUUCUGCCUCCGAGGACGCACCGGCUCUCGCCGUGGAUCGCGCAGCUUGAUGACCGAAGCGCUCAACUAUCGCCCCUUGGGCUACGUCGAUUCGGGAACGCACCAGCCGUUGCUGCAUACACAGCCGUCGUUCGGGUCCCUGGGCAGCGCGAAUUCUGCUACGUGGGCCACCGCUGGUACGCUAGCGGAGCCUGCGCCGGCGACGACGUUCAGCAGUCCACCGACAUCGGGUUUGCCACAAUCAGCGGACAUGUAUACAAUUAUGGGCUCGGUGGAUGCGUCGGCAUUAGGUCCAAAUACGCAAGUAAUAACCAUCCCAUUUACCGCUGAUGGGAAAUACCGCCCCGACCUCGCCCAAGCAACACCACAGCUAAUGGCGCCUCCGCAAGGGCCUGGCCUACGCCGUGCAGCAUCUUCUGGCGUUCCUCAAGUUCUUCAACCAAGGUCGCCGCAGCCGAUAGGCCAAACCAGAAGCAAUAUGGAGCUGGGUGGCCUCCCUCCUGGUGCCGGACAGCCUGCGCUCCCCAAUGUCAGUGAGGAGUCUGCGGACAUCUACGUUCGUGGACAGGAAGAACAAAGGAGGGCCCUGUCCCCGCCUGCGCUGACACCGCUGAGGAGACCGCCCACGAUUGCCUCUCCCCCGGAGUACAGGGAUCGGUCACCUGGAAGGUAG
Molecule: messenger RNA, 1713 nt
Organism: Cyclocybe aegerita
Lineage: Eukaryota; Fungi; Basidiomycota; Agaricomycetes; Agaricales; Hemipholiotaceae
Source: the annotation of a GenBank genome assembly